Molecule: messenger RNA, 472 nt
Organism: Labeo rohita (rohu)
Lineage: Eukaryota; Metazoa; Chordata; Actinopteri; Cypriniformes; Cyprinidae
Product: cytochrome c oxidase subunit 7A2, mitochondrial
Exons: 4
Coding region: 87-338 (83 amino acids)
Biological process (GO): mitochondrial electron transport, cytochrome c to oxygen; regulation of oxidative phosphorylation; mitochondrial respirasome assembly
Source: RefSeq, a predicted model, not a curated record
CUCUCCUGACCAGCAGAUGGAGACGUUUGUCUUUCUCUUUCUUAGAUUUCCGCUGUGUCUCGUGACUUCAGUCACUCAAGCUGAAAAUGUUUCGACACUUUCUGACGCUGCAGCAGGUUUCCAGACGGCAGUUCUCCAGCAGCGUCCGCAGGCAGCUGGUCAACAGGGUGCCAGACAAACAGAAACUCUUUCAGGAGGCCAAUGGGAUGCCAGUUCAUCUGAAGGGAGGAGUUGGUGAUGCUGUUCUUUACCGUGCAACUAUGGGUCUCACAGUGUUGGGAACUGCGUGUGUCAUAUAUGAGCUAGUAAAGGCAGCUCUCCCUCAGAAGAAGGACUGAUGGCGGCUCCUGCCCUCACUUCUUUGGAAAUGUGACCUUAUGAGUGUUUCACACAAUGUAUUUAUUUAAUUCGGAAGGUAAAAGGGACCAAAUGAUUUGAAUAAAAUAUACUGUGCCAGUCGUAAACAGACAAA